UGAGAGACGCCGUCGCCUCCCCUCCCAUUUCAACUUCCCACCGAGCCAAAAUGUUUCUCAGAUUCCUCCGCCGCGCGCCGCGCUCUCCCCCUCUGGUUCUGGCCGUUCAACACCCAACCCCGAAAAUCUUUCGAGCUCCCGCGAUCUUUAAACCCCCGUACUUCCCUCCGCUCGGAAUUCCCGCGCCCAGAAAAGUCUUCUCCUCCUCUCGCUUACUGCCCAAUCUUUGAGCUCAUCCGUCUCGCCGCCCGCCGGUCGUACAUGGAGAUCGCCAAGAACGGCAUUGCGAGCGGCAGCGUUCGCGACCUGCCGCCAUCGAAGCGGUUCAGGUACGUCGGCUCCCACCUCGGAUCGACUCCUAGCGUGCUGCUGCCGGCCAAGAAGCGCGUGUUGCCGCCGCCGCAGCCGCCGGAGGAGGCACCUAUUGCUCUCUGCCUCCCGGUGAAGAAGAGAGCCAUCGUGGCGCCGCGGGUGCAGGUGGCGGACGCCCCGUUCUGCCUCCCGGCGAAGAAACGAGCCAUCCUGGCCGCGCCGCCGCCGGAGGACGCGGCGCCUGCGUGCCUCCCCGCCAAGAAGCGCGCCUACGCAGCGCCGGCAGAUGCGGCCGUGCCGGCGUGCGUUCCGGCCAAGAAGCGCCCGUGCGGUCCGCCGCCGCCGCCGCCGCCGGGUGCGGUCGCCUCGGCCAAGAAGCGCGUCCAUGCGCCAGCGCCUCGGGGCGACGCCGCCGGUUCUGUUCCGGCGUGCCUACCACCCGGCAGGCGCGCUUGCGCCGCGCCGCCGGUGGAUACGGUUGCUUCGGCCUGCGCCUCGGCUAACAAGCGCCCCCACUCGCCGGCUCGGCGCGAGGACGCCGCGCGUUCCGCCCCGGUUUGCCUGCCCGUCAACAAGCGCGUGAUGCCGCCUCCACCCGUGCAGUCAGAUGGUGCUCGAGUAGUCAACGCCAAAGAAGCCAGGCCUCAAGGAUCCAGUAAGCACGCCGGCGGCGGCGCCAUCAAUUCUAGAGUGGCGAGUGGCACUGAAGAACGCGCGAGAGGCGAAGAGUUCAAGAAACCUGAGAAGCCCAUCAAUCAUAAGGGAAUCAAGGAGCAGGUGCCCAUGAAACUAAGCAAAGCAAGUUCACCCCGUAAAGGUAAAGGUCUGGAGAAACAACCCUGCAAGAUCGUCGACGGCGAGCAGUCUGAAGUCGUGGUUGAAGUGCGCAAGAAAUCCGACGAAGCGGCUGGUGCGAAGAUAACAUCAGUCAAAAAAGAGCCGAGGAAUGGGUCUGACGAGGUGGCGCAAGAGCGAGAGGGAGAGCCCGUGGAGGUGGAGGACGACGAUGGCGUGCUCUGCGCCGUGUGCGCGAGCACCGACGGCGACCCGUCGGACCCCAUCGUGUUCUGCGACGGGUGCGACCUGAUGGUGCACGCGUCCUGCUACGGCAACCCGCUCGCGCAGGCCAUCCCCGACGGCGACUGGUUCUGCUCGCUCUGCAUCGCCAAGAAGAACAAGCCGGCGGUGCGCCGCCGGAGCUGCUGCCUCUGCCCGUCCAGCGGCGGCGCGAUGAAGCGCACGACGGAUGGGAAGUGGGCGCACAUCUCGUGCGCGCUGCUCGUGCCGGAGGUGUUCUUCCGGGACCCCGACGGCCGCGACGGCAUCGACUGCUCCCGCGUCCCCGCCCCCCGGUUCGCCAAGGCUUGCUACAUCUGCGAGGGCAACAAAGGGUGCGCCCUCGAGUGCGCCCAGCCCAAGUGUGGCCUCGGCUUCCAUGUCUCGUGCGGCCUCGGCGCCGGCCUCUGCAUCGAGUACCAGGAGGGAAAGGGCGGCGCCAUCGUCGCCGGCUUCUGCAGAGAGCACACCGAGCUAUGGGAGAAGCAACAAGUGACAGGCAAGUACAAGAUUGUGGCGAGAGGACAGGAAUGAUAAUUUGGAAGAUGAAGAAAAUUGGGUGCUUAAUUUCUUGACUGUGCUGAAGAUAUGCUUGUUAUUAAAAUUUGUGAUCUAGGGUUCAAUAUUCAUUUUGCUGUGCUAAAUUGUAUACCUAGAGUCCCGUGAUCUAUGUUAAGGGCCCGUUCGUUUAGGGCAGGAUGGCACCGGGAAUUGUUUCGGCUAAUGAAAAAUUCUGUAAAAUUAACUAACAAUUCCAGUCGGAAUUUUUCCUGGGGCUCAUUCCGGAGGAAGCGAAGAUGCCCUAAGUUGGUUUUAAGGAUCCAGAUGUUACAUUGUCCUCAAGAGUGCGAUCAGAGAGUGUGCUACUGUCAGUAGCUUCAGAUCUCGAGUUAGACUUUCAGAGGGCAUUGUACUUAUUUUCGUCUUAUUUGAUAAUUAAUGUUUAAUCAUGGAUUAAUUAGAUUUAAAA
Sorghum bicolor (sorghum) is the source of this 2338-nucleotide messenger RNA. RefSeq names its product bromodomain-containing protein 1. The coding region runs from base 262 to 1902 and encodes 546 amino acids. Gene Ontology annotation, biological process: regulation of transcription by RNA polymerase II. The record is from RefSeq and is a predicted model, not a curated record. Lineage: Eukaryota; Viridiplantae; Streptophyta; Magnoliopsida; Poales; Poaceae. The transcript has 2 exons.